ACCAACAAACACACCAUAGGAGCUUUGUGGAUUCAAAGGAUUUGCUUUCCCCUCUCAAAGAGCCGCUAUUCUUUGAUGAUUGGGCAGCGGCAAACUUCAAAGUAAUAAAUCUUAUUUCUGACUGGCUGGCGGCCCACCAAAGUCCUUAUCAAAUUCUAAGAAGUGAUCCCUCACUCUUCAGAUAGACCAAGGAUAUCUCGGAGAGAGGAAGCACUGAAGAGUGGAGACCUGCUCGACGAGACAUUUUACUGCGAAUGCUCACAUUUAUCUAAAUUAGAGCUUUCAUUUUUAUUUGUUUUCAUCGAGAGGGAGGAGGACGCUUACCAUGGCAGCAGUGGCUGUACUGCGGAAUGAAACACUCCAGGCUUUUCUCCAGGAUCGCACUCCCAACUCUUCUCCAGAGCACUGUAAGCACUCCCCGCUGGCUCUCCUGGCUGCCACUUGUAACCGGAUCGGGCAUCACCACGGAUCAAACCACACAGAUUUCAUCCAGGUCCCUUACGACCCAACUCUGGGCUCACCUUCGCGUUUAUUUCACCCGUGGACUAACGAGGGGAUUUCUCAGAGCAGCCUGGCUGGCAACUCCACUUUCGGACUAUCCUCCAAGCCCCAGCUCACUGCGCACAUCCAGAGCUCCUUCAGCUCGCACCACGAACUACCCCUCACCCCUCCGGCGGACCCCUCGUACCCCUAUGACUUCUCCCCUGUGAAGAUGCUACCUUGCUCCAUGCAGUCGCUGCAGUCCUCCUGCCCUCCCACCUACGUCCCCGCCGUAAGUUACGCAGCCGCAAACCCCCUUCCGCCCGCAAUGACAAGUUUUGUCACGGGACCGUCCGGCCUUGUGCACCAGCAGCAGAGACAGUUGUCCCCAAACCAUGGAGAGGAUAUUCCGUGGUGGAGCCUACAGCAGGGGAACCAUGUAAGCCACUCUGCCUCCCUCGGUCACCAUCGCUUCCAGCUGCAGAGGGGCUUGGUACUGGGACAUACGGACUUUGCGCAAUAUCAGACGCAAAUUGCGGCUCUGCUGCACACCAAGUCCCCCCUCGCGACUGCGCGGAGGUGCAGGAGGUGCAGGUGUCCCAACUGCCAGUCCUCCACCUCCAGCGACGAGCCCGGGAAGAAGAAGCAACACAUUUGUCACAUACCGGGUUGCGGGAAAGUUUACGGGAAAACUUCUCACCUGAAAGCGCACCUGCGGUGGCACUCUGGAGAGCGGCCGUUUGUGUGCAACUGGCUGUUCUGUGGGAAGAGUUUCACCAGGUCGGACGAGCUGCAGAGACACCUGAGGACUCACACGGGGGAGAAGCGCUUUGUUUGCCCGGACUGCUGCAAGAGAUUCAUGAGGAGUGACCACUUGGCCAAACAUGUCAAAACUCACCAGAACAAAAAGACCAAGUGCCACGACAAGACAGUUGACCAUGUGAAAAGGGAGGACACGAGGAAUAUGUAGUCGUUUAAAACAGUAGAAAUCACUAGUGCAAUACAGUCAGUCCUACAUUAGUUAACGUACACAGCGAGCAGCAUCUGUUUAGGGUAUUCCAUUUACUUUGAUUUCUUACAUCCUGACAAUAUCUCUAACAUUGCUGGUCUGUGUAGCACAUUUUUGUGUGUAUAUAUAAAGUUUCACAAGUUAAUUUGGGACCAUGGAGAAGUUAUAGCUCAUGAGUUUGAAUUCACUGUCUAUAGAUCAUAUCAAGGAAUUCAAGUUUUCAACUUGUGUUUGAUCAUUGUCUUCGGUGGAAGAUUUCUCUCCCCUGUAAAUUAUAUUUAAUAGCUUUUGUUGAAUGAAAGUGUCCGUUUUUUGCUCCAUACGGGGUGUUUUUAAGCAUGCUCUUGAAAAGAUAUGCUAUUGUUGAUAUGACCCAAAUACUGUGUGAGAAUAAAGAUUAUACAAAUUUUCCUCAACUCUAAACUCGAAUAAUUCAUUUUAUACUCCUCAGUUAUAUGGGUGAUAAGACAAUCAAUUGUUAUGUAAAAGGACAUAUUCAGUAUUUCUUGGAUUAGUGUGCCUUGUGGAAAAAAACGUUUCUUUAGUUUCUCACUGUGAUGGUUGUCAAAAAGGAAUAUUUCAGAUUAAAUAAAACAACAUUAAAAAAAUGUUUAUUGACAAUGCGGGAGUCAAAAUGUGCCCUGAUAUUCUACUGCUGAUAUUGUUUACCCUUUAACACGAAGGCAAUAUUUAAGUAUUGAUAGAAGCAGAGCUGUAUGGACUGUAUUUGAAAAAAUGAAAUGUAUAUACACUGUCUAAUAAUUUUUGGUUCAACGUUAAACAGUGAAAUAAAGCUAUGUAUGCUAUAUCUCAA
Gymnodraco acuticeps is the source of this 2303-nucleotide messenger RNA. RefSeq names its product Sp5 transcription factor a (gene sp5a). The record is from RefSeq and is a predicted model, not a curated record. The transcript has 2 exons. Gene Ontology annotation, biological process: regulation of transcription by RNA polymerase II. The coding region runs from base 326 to 1450 and encodes 374 amino acids. NCBI's taxonomy places the organism in Eukaryota, Metazoa, Chordata, Actinopteri, Perciformes, Bathydraconidae. Gene Ontology annotation, molecular function: DNA-binding transcription factor activity, RNA polymerase II-specific; RNA polymerase II cis-regulatory region sequence-specific DNA binding.